This is a messenger RNA of Mesitornis unicolor (brown roatelo), 4718 nucleotides long. Its product is annotated as hydrocephalus-inducing protein homolog. The transcript has 25 exons. The record is from RefSeq and is a predicted model, not a curated record. NCBI's taxonomy places the organism in Eukaryota, Metazoa, Chordata, Aves, Mesitornithiformes, Mesitornithidae. Gene Ontology annotation, biological process: cilium movement; axonemal central apparatus assembly. Gene Ontology annotation, cellular component: axoneme. The annotation marks the transcript as partial.
CAUUUGUGGUUGAUGACAUAGAGUCCAUCUUUGAGGAGCAUCGAAUCUGCAGCAGCAUCAACCUCUGCCAGAUCCUACAGACAGUGCAAGACAAGGGCCUGUUCGUCACGGAUGAGAACAAGUUCAUCUUCACCAGUGUUCUGGUUGGGCACAAGGCCGCAGCUCGCUUCAAGAUCCGCAAUGUGGACAAAGUCCCCUGUGAUGUGGUCUUCUCCAUCAAACCCAUCCCUGGUAGUAAGCUUAACAGCCGCAUUAGCGAAGUUUUCAAGGUGGAUCCUGUUCGGAUGUGCGUGCCCAGCUGCUCCCACGCCUUUGCUACGGUGACCUUCACUCCGCAAGCGAUGCAGAACUACCAGUGCACUUUUGAGGCUUCCCUUGAUGUCCAGACAAGCCCUGCAGCAAUUCACGCACAGAGCCUGGCUUUCGACAUCAGCGGAGACGGGAAUCUGCCUCAGGUGACGGUCCUGCGCCCGGCCCUUCGCAGCAGGAGAGGGACCCCUCUGCUCCUCUUCAGGAAGCUGCUGCUGGGUGAUUCGGAAAAACUCCCUCUGGUCCUUCAUAACGGUGGCAUCGUCCCUGUCCAGUUGAUGAUAGACCUGUUGGAUGAAGGGGGAGUUUUCUUCUUGCAAGCCAAGCCCACCACACACUGCAUCUACCAAGCUGCGGGCAUGGAGGGGAACUCUUCUGGAGAAGGGAGAAAGCCCCACACCGCUUCCCUGGUCCUGCAUCACAAGGAAUCAGCAGAGUUUGAUGUGCUUUUCAAACCCACCCUGGCCCAACGUGUGGAAGGGAAGAUCCGCCUGUCAGUGGUGGACAACCCCUAUGAAGAGACCAAUAUUCAGCUGGUGGGUGAAGGCUACAAGGAUGACUUCACGCUAGAUAACAUCCGUGGACUGGUGGCAGACAGCAAGGAGGAGGACGCUGAGGGUGAUCUGGAGGAGGACACAGUUGAGGCUAUCAGAGUGGAUCACAUCCAGUUUGGGGACUGUCACAUCGGGACACCCUACCCUGUGAAAUUCACCAUCACCAAUCGCAGCAGCGUGGAUGCGAUGCGGUUCGAGUGGCUGGCAGAGUCCCCGUUUCACUUCUCCCCGCAGGUGGGACACCUCCAUGCUGGCUGUGCUAAGGACAUCACAGUGACUUUGAAAUCGGAUGUCGCAGUUGCCUUCAAAAUGCACCCUGUGAAGUGCAGGGUGGCUAGGAUCGCCUUCCAGCUGCCUCCAGAGCAGGUCACCGACUGGGACGACUGCCUGCGCACUGUCACGUGGGUGGACACAACGAGGGACCCAGCAGCGAAGUGGCCUGCCAAGAAGAAGGUGAUCGAGACAGAACCAGAACCGGCUCACACCGUCCUGGAGAAGAGCGGCCGCGAGGUAGAGCUUCGCCUCAGCGCCAUCGUUGACUAUGCCGAGUUCAAGCUGGACACGGACGUGAUUCAGUUCAAGGAGACCUUGCUCUUCCAGACGAGGACGUUCACUUUCCAGCUGUCCAAUAGCGGGAACGUGGCCCUGGAAUACACCUGGAUGACAGCUGUGGAGGAUGAAAGGGCAGAAACCCCUUUCAUCCUGGCUGGGAAGCAGCUCCUACCUAGCCAGAAUGAGUGCUCCUUCUCCCCCACUUCUGGUGCCUUUGUGAAGACGCAGCCUAGAGAGGUGGGCCACGCUCUGGAGCGGGUCCCUUCCUCCCAGAGCUCUUCUCUGAACAUCAUCAGUGUCACCCCGCUGUUCUCCAUCGAGCCCUGCAGUGGCACCAUCCCUGCCAGCCAGGAGCAGCUCUUCCAGAUGAAGUUCUCUCCGGUGUACGUGGGAGACUUUGAGAGCCGUAUGCUCUGCAGUAUCCCUAACCUGGGGCCAAAUCAGAAGGGCCCAGAGGUGGUUGUGAAGGGGAGAAGCCUGAUGCCAACCUGCCACUUUGAGCUGGAAGACUCAGACUACAUCACUGCAAACAGGCGCCGCUCAGAGCUGCAGGGACCAAAGGGGAUGUCGUUAGAUUUCAACACAAGAGUGGUGGAGUUUGCGGCAGUUGGAGUGUGCGGCAGGAACAGCAGGACCUUCAUGGUUGUGAACCCAACCAGUUCUGCAUAUUCCUUCCAGUGGACUUGCCAAGACCCCGAAGCCCCACCAGAGCAGGUGGCUUUCUUCUGCCUCACUGAGAGAGGGCAGAUCCAGCCAGGGAAGAAAGCAGAGGUGAAGUUUGAAUUCACCCCCCGGCACCUGGACAUCACAGAAUCAUUCUGGGUCUUUACAAUCCCUGAGCAGAGCAUUUCAAUCCCGUUCCUCUUGGUGGGCAACACCACCGAACCGCUAGUGACUCUGGACAGAUCCUACCUGAACCUCCACUUGCUGUUAAUCGGGCACAAAGUGCACCACACUAUCUAUAUGAUCAACAAUGAGAAGGAAGCCUUCAGCUUUGCUUUCAGAGAGAGCACUCUCUUCUCAGAGGGAUGCAAUGCCUCCAUGAAAAUAGAGCCCCUGAAAGGCUCCAUCGCUCCUCUUUCAAGGUUUCCCAUUACAGUCAGCUUUACACCAACACUAGAAGGAGAGGUGGUCUUCAAACUCAAAUGUGAUGUCAAGAGGAAGACUCAGCCUCUCUUGUUGAAUAUCAAGGCCACCGGGUACAGCAUGAACGUGUCUGUCAAGUGUGAGGACAGUGACGGCUGUGCCACUGAGCUCGGUGCACAAAAGGUCAACGUCAUUGAUUUCAAGGAGGUACACCUGAACGAGAUCAUCACACGCACCUUCACUAUCUGCAAUAAUGGCAAGUUCAGCUUCACCUUCUCGUGGGAGCUGAGUGGCCCCGCAGCCCGUAAGCAGCUCCUCACCAUUACCCCUCAGAGGGGCAGCGUGCAGGCAGAGACAAAAGCAGAGACCCAGCUGAUUUUUCACUCACAGAAGAUGUGCUCUUUAAAGGGUGUAGAGCUGACACUGCAGAUCAGCAAGGGUCCCACCUUUACCUGCACAUUCCUGGCCACCUUGGUAGUGCCCACUCUUCACUUCUCUACCACCAAACUCAACUUUGGAGCCUGCUUCAUCUACCACACCGGGAUGACACCUGCCCAGCAGACCCUUGUCAUCACAAACAAGGCAGACAAGGAUGUCAGCUUGAACUGCUUGUUCACCAACACCACGCACCUGGAGGUGGACUUCAGAGGGGGCAUCCUACACCCAGGAGGGACAGUGGAGGUGCCAAUCAUUUUCUGUCCCAGAGAGGUUGCGUCUUACCAUGAGCUCGUGCCUUUUGAAAUCAACGGUCUUUGCCAGCAGACUGUUGAGGUCCAAGGAAGGGGCAUAGAAAUGAAGGUUGACGUUGUGGAACCACAGGGAAAGGUGGUGAAGCUGGGAGCCCUCUCCAUCGGACAGACAGUGAAGAAAACUGUCACCAUAGCAAACAACAGUGUUGCCCCUCUCACUUUUAAGCUCAGUCUCAUGUCCACCACACCAGAACUGCAAGAAGCUGGGGUUCUCUGCUUGAACCCCACCAGUGAACUGAGUCUGAAGCCCAAAGGAGAUACCUGUAAAGUGGAGGUGACCUUCUCCCCGAAGUGCCGCAUCCAGCCGUUCACCGCAGAAGUGAUGUUGGAGUGCGACAGCCUGGUGCGCUUGCUCUUCGUGGUGCAGGGCUCCUGUCAGGGUGUCCGUGUCAGCUUGGACCACGAACACCUCAGCUUUGGGGCAGUGGUGCAGCAGAGCUACACAUCCCAGCGCAUCAUCAUGCAGAACACGGGCGACAUUGGAGUCAAGUUUAAGUGGGACAUCAAGAGCUUCAAGCCAGAUUUCUCCAUCAGCCCUGCAAAGGGUUACAUCUCCCCAGGAAUGGAUGUCCCCUUCACUGUGACUUUCCACCCCUCUAAGCUGAGCCAUGCUAUCCAGUACGAGGACCUGCAAUGCUCCAUCCAGGGCAGUGAGCCGCUCCGGCUCACGCUGACAGGAUGCUGCAUGGAGACCCCUGAGAUCAAAGAGAUACUGACUUUCGCUUGCAAUGUGCGUGAGGAGCACAGCCAGAUCAUCCUCCUGUCCAACCUGAGCAAUGAGGCCUGGACUGUGCGUCCAGUCAUUAAGGGGAAACACUGGGAAGGCCCUGAAUGUUUCCACCUAGAAGCCAAUCAACAAAACAAGCCCUACAAGGUCACUUACAAACCCCUGACCAUGACCUCUGAGGAGAAUCAUCAUCAGGGCUCCAUCUUCUUUCCGUUGCCACAUGGGACAGACUUGUACUACCUCCUGCAAGGUUCUGCUGAGACCCCAAAGUGUUCAGGGACCAUUUUCCGGAAGGUACCAUGUAGGACUCCCUACACUGAGGUCAUCCCUGUCUCCAACUGGCUGAACAGGCCACAGAGGUUCCUUGUGAUAGUGGACAUACUCAAACCAGAAAACCUGGAGAGCAGUUCUGUGCUGCAGGGGCUGGAGUACAUUGAUGUGCCGAGCUCUGCCAGGAAGGACUACAAGCUCACGUUCCACUCCUACAAGGAAGGAGUCUUUAACACGAUGGUGACUUUCCUCAAUGAGGUGACCAAGGAGUACUUGUUCUACAUGGUGACUUUCAAGGCCACCACUCUGGGACCCAUCAGCACUGUUGAAAUGAGCACUGCUGUUCGACAGAGAGCAUUAUCCACCAUUGAGGUGGACAACCCUCUGCCUGUCCCAGUUACAUUUGCCAUAGAAUGCAAAGUGCCCGAUAUCAACGUUCCCUCACAUUUCACUGUUCCUGCGGAGUCAGAG